UUAUUUAUUAUUUUUAUCAUUGUUAUUGUUUAAAGUAUUAAUUAAAUGCCGCCGGUUAUUGUUUUUGAGUUGGAGUUUUUUUUUUUUCGCUCUGUAAUUUUUGCUUCUCGUUUCCUGAAGAUUGUACUUGUUGAUGGCGGAAAAAUCGUGACUGUUGGAUAUUUUUUUGUCAUGCGAUUCGAAUGAAGGGAUGUUUAAAACAAUUAAAUUAAAUGUCUUUGUUGUACACAAGUAAACAGCUAAGAGUCCACAUACGGACCAUGGAUGAUGAGGAACGUCUUGAAGGUGAGGAGGAAAUGGAACUCGAUGAUGCAUCUGAUGGUGAUGAUGAUGACGAGGAGACAUCGGGAAUUUCUGUAUCACCAGCAAACAUGAACAUGGAUCCAUUUAUUGGAGCAUCAUCCACUCCAGGAAAUGUUACUCCUGAUGAAGCCUUUCAUAACCCACUGCGCUAUCAAAAAUUUCCAUUUCCUGGUGGGAAACCUCUGACAAACAUCAGGAGAGGUCCUGGUAGACCGAGAAAAGAAAGACCUCUUGGGUCUAUGCGUGGUGGGGGUUCUCGUCGACAUUUUAGUAGAGGUUCAACUAGAGGCAAAGGGUUGGGUUAUUCCAGGGGAACGCUUCGUAGAACAAAAAGUAAAGACGAUGACACUCAUUCAGAGUCACAAAGUCCUUUGCGACUUACUGAUGAUUCUGGUAUGGAUGGUGAGUCUUCAGGAGUCGGAAUGAUGCCGGCACCUGAAGAGCCUCCGUAUUUCCCAGAGCAAUGGAAAGUAUGUGCAUUUUGCAAUUUAGGAGAAAGAAGUCAACUAGGGCAGGGCGAAUUGGUUCGAUUGUCUUGUCCUGAAGAUUUCACCCCCGAGAAUGCAGUUAACCACGUUGAAACAACAGACCUUAUGGACGUGUCUUCCACCGGUGAUAAAAGCCCUCGCGGGUUAAUGGGAGGCGGCGCAGUAACUUGUCGUCGUCAAAAGAGCCUAGCUAAAUGCAGAAAUCCUAGUCUUACUAAUUUUACAGAACCAGUUGAAGAGCUGUCAAUAGUUGGUUACUCAGACAAGCCCGAGUUAACAGCACUGUUUGAGUCAACAGGUUACUAUUAUGUUCACACCUUUUGCGCAAUGUGGUCAAUUCAAAAUCGAGAAUUGAUAACAGAGCGUAUAAGCCCGAUAUUAGUACAAUCAUCAUUACGCCGAUGCGCUUAUUGCGCUCAUUAUGGAGCAAGUAUUCCAUGCAGAGUACAAACGUGCAAUCGUACAUUUCACUUGCCCUGUGCUGCAGCCUCGGGCUGCUUUCAAGAUAUGAAAAUCUUCAAGCUAUUCUGUAACCAACAUCUUGGGCAAGUGUCUAUUUUACUAGAAAACAGCGACGCUAUUUGUGUUUCUUGUUAUAAAAUGGACGAUAUCGCUAGCUUGGUUAUGUGUUCAGUUUGUGGCUCUCAUUAUCACGGUCAUUGUUUAGGAAUCUCGAUAAACCCCAGUGUAAGAGCUGGCUGGCAAUGCACUGUAUGUCGUGUGUGUCAAGUGUGUCGUCAGUCAGAAACAGAGAUAUCUAAAUUUAUGGGAUGUGAGCAUUGCCAUAAGGCGUAUCAUCCUGGCUGUUUACGUCCUGUUGUUACUUCUGUGCCUCGAUGUGGUUGGAAAUGCAAGUGUUGUCGUGUGUGUACUGAUUGUGGUUCUCGUACACCUGGUGCUGGUUUAUCCUCACGUUGGCACAGUCAUUACACUGUUUGCGACUCAUGUUAUCAGCAACGUAAUAAAGGUUAUUCAUGUCCGCUUUGCAAUAAAGCCUAUCGUGCUGCUGGUUAUAGAGAAAUGGUACAGUGUACUGUUUGCAAAAGAUUCGUACACAGCGGUUGUGACGGCGAGGCUGACCCAGUGACUUACCAACAUCGCAAAGACACUAAACCAGACUACGAGUACGUUUGUUUGGCUUGCAAGGGUAUGGCGAUAGUCAAACGAAAAGAUUAUGAUGAAUUUUAUACUGGAGAUUCAAGCUUGACCGCAUCUCAAGAAAGUUUGUAUGGAGAUGGUGAUUCAUCAGAAUUUGAUUAUCAGGGUGGUGACGAGGCUCAUUUUUCAAUAGGCCUUGGAAAGGGAAAACCAUUUUGUGCGUCAAAGGUCGCUAAAAAACGAUUGAGCUUGCAGGGUGUUAUCGGCCGGCCGAAAGGUGUUGGCAAAUUUGGCUAUCAAAAGCGCCAAAAAAUGAAUGAAUUUGGUCGCAAACGCGGCCCUAAAGCCAAAAUGCGGGGAAUAUUUGGAGCACCGGGUGUCGGUCUUCAACGUCCAAUUUCAGACUCUUUCAACAAAGAAGAAGAACCCGGUGUUGAAAAUAGGCUUGUUUUGUGUUCAGCUAAAGAUAAAUUUGUGUUAACUCAAGAUAUUUGUGUUAUGUGUGGUGCAAUUGGUACUGACACUGAGGGAUGUUUAAUUGCUUGUGCCCAGUGCGGUCAAUGUUAUCAUCCUUACUGUGUUAAUGUUAAAGUUACUAAAGUAAUAUUACAACGCGGGUGGCGUUGUUUAGACUGUACUGUAUGUGAAAAAUGCGGUUUAAGAGACCGUGAAGAUAAACUUAUAUUAUGUGAUGAUUGUGACAUAAGUUAUCAUACGGAUUGUCUGGAUCCGCCAAUGGAAAAUGUGCCUUACGGUACAUGGAAAUGUAAAUCUUGUGCCGUUUGUCAAAUAUGCGGCUCCGGAGAUCCUGGAUUUAAUAGUAUUUGGCAGAAAAAUUUCACCCAAUGUGGACCAUGCGCGUCCCAUUCAUCUUGUGCCUCAUGCCAGGAAACUUACACCGAGGGAGAUUUAAUAAUACAGUGUGUAGUAUGUUCUAGGUGGCUUCACUGUUCUUGUGAUCACAUAAUGACAGAAGCAGACGCUGAAAAGUGUGCUCAAGCCGGUUAUCACUGUAUUAUUUGUCGUCCUCGUGAUGAACCACCGCCUCAUCAAUUGUGCAAUCAACCUAAAUUACAGCCAAAUAAAUACCAUCCAAGAUUAUCACCGCCAAUAGUUCGCAGUCCAGAACACUAUAAAUCACCAAUGUGUCAUCUGAUUGACGGUGUGUAUUUAUCUGAAAUUGGAAUGCAUCACAUUAAAUCACUAACUAUAGAACAUCAGCAGACACGUAAAAAACGGCGAAAAGUACUGCCGGUAUUGGACAAAGAUGCUGAUAUUAUGGCGACAAUUGAUUCUGUUGUUGCUGGUAAUAGUCUUGACAAUUCUUUGGAGGAUAAUCGAGAUUCUAAAAUGGAAAUGAUUGAUAUAAAAGAGGAACCCGGUGAAAUAUUAAAAGACGGCAUGCCUUGGACACUGCGUGAUCAACCACCACCAGAAGGUUACACUGUAUGUACUUCUGAGAAUGGUGUACCUAUUUUAAAGCGUAAACGUCAGCGUAAUUUACAAAAAUUAGGCAUCGGGGGUUUUGUACCACGUAAUCGCGGGACACGUAAAGAUAAAGAUGAGGAAUGUGAAACAGAUAAACAGCUUGCUGGAGACAACAAACAAUCAUCAUCGAUUAAUGGUGUUGGUGUUGGUGUUGGUGUUGGUGUUAAUAUUGGUGUCAGUAGUGGCAGUAUUGACGGGAAACCGCAUGAGGAACUCGUUAAAGCAAGUGUUGCGCUAAAUGAACUGGAAGACCCACCAGGUCCUAGUGAAUUUAAUGAUAUACUUGGCAGUCCGCAUUUUAAUUUAGUCGAGUCUAUGGUACCAGAUGAUACAAAUUUGCCUAAUAUGGCAAGCAAAGAUGUCGAGGAUAUGCUAAAAAGUGUAUUGACCGACGAAUCUCAAGAGUCACAAGAGUCAUCAGUCUUUCCACUGCAAAAUCAAACAGCUCAUACGCCUUCGACACCAACACCACUGGUAUCGCUCUCACCACAUCCUGGUAUGCAAACUGGUUUACCACUUGCAAGACCUCAAGUACCACCUGUAUCACUCCCAACUGUUGGACAAGCUACCUUAAAUUCACCGUUGAGUUUUCCACCACCAUCACCUUAUCAUUCUGAAUACAGCAAUAGCCCUCAAUUUAGUCCAGCAUUUUCUGAGCCACCUAGCCCAUGGGUCAACCCUGAAGAAGAAGGUCCCAGUUGUUCAAUAAACACGUCUAUCUCUAACAAUCAGCGUAAUAACAGUCAAAAGCUUGAAAAAGAUGAAUUACUGGGUCCCAAUGCUACAAGCUCAGCUAUACUUUAUGCAAAUCUCAAUCAUCCAGAUUGGAAAAUUGAAUUUCCAGUUUGGAAUGAAAGAUUGAAACAAAUACUGAAAAAAUGGCGAUCUUUGCCAAAUGAAACAAGACAGCCUUACUUGUCACAAGCUCGUGACAACAGAGCGACUAAUCGUAUGAGAAAAACGCAACAGUGUGUGAACGUGUGGCACCCGUUGAACCGACAGAUACCAAGCACGAUCCCAGUCACUGCAACAAGCUCACCCACCAACACCAACACCACCAAACCCGUCACCACAACGAUGGCUGCCGGGCAAGUGUCUCCAGUAGUACCAAUGGGUACUGGUCAGAACCAAAUAGGUCUUUUGUCAUCUGUAAUAAAUCAUGACAACUCCCAGCAAGACAAGCCAUCAACAUCAUCAUCAGUGUCAGUAGGAGUUAUAUCAGCCGGACCUUCCUCAGUUUUGUCAACAAACGUCACGGGUGGAAUCAUCGUAGCAACAUCGUCAACACCCACAGCAGUAUCAGGAUCAAGUACAUCCACUGCUGUGGGAGUUGGUCAUCUAGCGGAGGUGUGUGCGGUACAGGGACAGGGCCCGAUGUCAAGACAGCUAACAUCUACCUCACCCAGUCCAUCCCCCACCUCAACCAGCUCUUCCUCAUCACCACGACCCAGCUCUGUCAAUUCAAUUAAUAAUUAUAUUAGCAAUUUAUCGCACCAAGAGUCCAAUAAUUCUUCAGCAAAAUGUUUGCCACAGUCGCCUGCCACCACGGCUACUAUUUGCACGACACCGGCUGUCUCUUUCUGCAAUACAAUCAUCACCGAGGGACAACUUUCUUCAGCGAAUUUGCACCAACAACAACUACGCCCGGUGUCUACAGCUCAUACUACUACUACUAUUAAUAGUAGUAAUAAUAAUAACAACAAUAACAAUAAUAAUAAUAAUAAUAAUAAUAGUAGUAGUAGUGGUGGUGGUAGUAGUAACAACAGCAACAUUACUAAUAGCAAUAAUAUUACUACUAUUGUUAAUAGUCCAAGUGUUGUUGUUUCUCAGUCCCCCAGUGGAACUGCAGGUGCAAUCGUGGUGGCUGGCACUGUUCGACAAUUAUCCUCGGUAGAUCAUCAGAUUAGAGUGCUCACCCCGUCUGAAAUAAUGCGCACCCUCCCUUCCCUCAGCCAGGAGCACUACGAUCCGCCACCCACUGCAAUUAUUCACACUGUACCUGUACAGACCCCGGUCAUGGAGCAAGAUCGACUUGCUAAUCGAGAUCGUACAACUAAAGAGGCCGAACAAGAACGUGCAUGGAAGCAAUUGCAACAAUAUAGACAGCAGCAGCAUCAACUUCAACAGCAAGUUAUUCAAGAUCAACGUUUAACCGCAAUGGCAAGAGUACAGCGACAAAUUAGCGAUGAUGGAGUUCAACUAAAUACAGAUAAUAAUACAGGAUUGACAACGCAAUUACAAGUAUCAACUGCUCAGGACGGAAAUCAUCUUGGACCAAUGGCGUCUCCAUCACCUGGGUCUCGCGCGACAUUUGCCACCCCACCGAUGAAAGUUAUUCGUGGCAACGCGCCUCAGAGUCCACAUCAAGUGAUGCCGAGAUUACCAAACCAACAGUGUAUCUCAUCAGCGCGUCCAGUUUCGGUAGCAGUACGUCCAGGGUUGGUGACAAAUUUCCCGCAGCCUCCGUCGCCAUUUUCCCCUCAAGCACCGCAGUCGCCCCACGACUACCCACAAUCUCCAGCGUCAAGUCACGUUACAGUUUCAGCAGGAGGACCUGAACAUUUCCAACGAUUUGAGAAUCCAGCAGAAGCAUUUACUUCAGCAGGCAACCAGACACCUCGUCCGCUUAUGCCAGGUACUCCUACUUAUGCGACAUCGCCUCGCAACGACGUAUUUUCCCAGUCUCCAGGCACCCCGCGUGCCCUCUUUAAUCCCCCUACUCCCCGUUCUUCCACCCACGUGUAUGCUCCAUCACGUACUCCCGAUCCUUAUAGCAAUCAACCUCCUACACCUUCCCCGGCGCCGAGUUAUCCCUCACCACGGCCUGAACUGCGUCAGCAAGAGGUAGUCCUGCCGACCUCAGAAGUUUUCAACCAACAGUCUGAGGUUAAUCAGCAGCUGAGGGACUUACUCCAGCGGUCUCAAUUUCGUAAAAAAACUGAUGGCAUGCCUGGAAACACCUGGACUCCAGAUACAAAUCCAACUGCUGCUGAUGUACAGCAGCAACAACAACAACAGCAUCAGCAGCAACAGCAACAGCAGCAACAACAGCAGCAACAAUUUGAACCUACUCAUGUACAAAUUCCUCAGCAUGCACAGCCAGCUAAUAAUGUUGAGGGUACUUUUAGGCAUCCUUUGCCUCCGGGUAUUAGGCCGCGAAUGCCUAUUCAAUUAAAUGUAUUUAUAAGAAAUACUCCUGAUGCUAGAUUACAAAGUAUAGAUCCACGUACAAGAAUGCUUCUACAGAGACCACAAGUGCCUGGUGGAAUUCCUCAACAGCAUUUUCAAGCACCACCUCAGCAGCAGCAACAACAAGUACUUCAACAGCGAAUGACAGCUCCUAGGAAUCCACAAGAGCAGUAUGAUAUUCUUCAACAGUCUCAACCUUCACAGCAACCCUCACCUCAGCAACAGCAACAACAACCAGGACAGCCACGAUUUCCCUGUUUUUACUCUAAAAACUAA
Molecule: messenger RNA, 6842 nt
Organism: Cotesia congregata
Lineage: Eukaryota; Metazoa; Arthropoda; Insecta; Hymenoptera; Braconidae
Source: the annotation of a GenBank genome assembly